Perca flavescens (yellow perch) is the source of this 3692-nucleotide messenger RNA. RefSeq names its product RAN binding protein 3b (gene ranbp3b). The record is from RefSeq and is a predicted model, not a curated record. Lineage: Eukaryota; Metazoa; Chordata; Actinopteri; Perciformes; Percidae. Gene Ontology annotation, biological process: protein export from nucleus. The transcript is spliced from 15 exons. Bases 1017 to 2528 code for a protein of 503 amino acids.
AACAAUACAGCUACUGUGCCGUUAUAAACUGUGCCUAUACAUUGUCUGCAUAUUUGAUAACUGAAAUGACGCUGCUUGGCUGCAUGUUAAUAGCGAGUUCAGGUGAAUUAUAGUUUCGCGGCGUUUACAGGACUACAGCGUUAGCAAGCAGGCUAACAAUGUUAGCUGCUGGGCUGUGGAUAAUACCUGGAAUGCCUCGGAACGCCCUCGGAUGCUGCCUGCCACUAGUUGGCUUAUAACACUAGCACCCGGCUAUUUAUAGGCAGUAUGUUUUGCCAUUUGUGGUGAGCUAAAAGACCUAACGUUAAUGUGGAAAUAAACCAAAGCUUGCUAGGCCAAAGAUGCAAAGGCCUGCUUGUAACAAAGAUAUUAGGGUGGUCUUUCAAUUAAUAGGAAACAUUUGUAGCACGACCUCCUCCUUGUUUAAUGUAGUCAGCGUUAAGUUGCAGAAUUGCUUGACGUUCAUUUAGGCGCGUAGAGAGAAAAACGUCAGCUAAGAGACAAUGCUUUGGUGUAAUCGCUGCUUUUUUUAUAUUCUCAAUAUAUUCCACUCAGAUCGGCUGAUCACUAUGUUGAUCUGUUAACAACGGGAGAAUCUAUAUGCCAUUAUUUGUCAGGCGAGAUGACUCAUGCGGGAUGGAGCGCAUUAGCAAGCUAACUAUAGCCAGUAAGCUAAGCUAGCUACGUUCGGGGCUUUAGGGAACAACCGGUGGCGCCGACUAUUUGCUGGACGGGUCAGAUAGUGUAAAUACUAGCUGGUUAACAUCAUAAGCUGGAGCAUCUCGGGCCCCAAGGAAUGUAUGCAGUUCUUACAUUUAAUAGCCAAGGUAGCUGACUAAAUGUCGCAGAGAGAUACAAAGCAGGAUGUUAAUAUAGGUCACACAACAUUGUCUUGUUUUCUGCCAUAAACGUGUUUCAUACAUAAACCGCUAGUGUUAGCCAUGAGGGGUUGUGUUUGAGACGUUGACUGUUGGUCGAGUAAACAAUUCUGGCAGUGUGCUAUUGUAUAUUUGGCUAUGGUAUGCAUAAGCACCAGCAAGGCUUACAACGACAACGAUGUUAUACCUGCUCAGUGUAAUAGGCCCAAUCCAGACAGAGGAAAACCUUUGUGUGCUCACGUUAUAGGAUUACACAUCUUACAGAGGCUACAGUGUGAAGACAAGCCUGCCAUAGCGCCUCCUGUGUUUGUUUUCCAAAAAGAUAAAGCACAGAAGCGAACUGCGGAGGGCUCAAGUGCAGAGGAUGGAGAAGAUUCAGAUAAAGACGAAGGGAGCUAUUGCCCCCCUGUGAAAAGGGAAAGGACGUCAUCGUUCCCACCCCCACAUUCUGAGGAGAAGCCUGUAGGAUUCCGUUUAAAGCCACCAACUCUCAUACAUGGACAGGCACCAAGUUCAGAUUCCAGUUGUGGAACCAACGGUGUGAAAAAGUCAUCAGAUGGGGCAUCUGUGACCCAGUCCUUCUUCCUGAACAACACAGAGCACUCAGCCACCCUGUCCAAGUCACAGAAACAUGAAAAUGAGGAAGAUGGAGCAAGUGGUAACAAAGACGGAGACGAAAGUGAGAAGAAGGAGACGGAUGUAGCAAUAUCUUUUGUGUUUGGUCAGAAUAUUAAAGACAGAGCAAAGUUGGAAGAGAACAGUACAGAAGGCAAGUCAAAGGAUGGUGUGCCGCUGGACUCUCAAUCAGAGGGCACUAAUUAUUUCUUACAGUACAUCUCUACCCCAAGUUCAGAAAAUGCCGCAAACAGUACAGACAGUGGGGCAAAAUUUGUUUUUGGGCAGAACAUGUCUGAACGAGUUCUGAGUCCCCCAAAGGGCGAGUCCUCAAAUGAGGAAAAUAAAGAAGUUUCAGCUGCCCCUGCUUCAGAGCCCUCAUCACAGGAAACCACCCCAGAGAAGGUGAACAGCGUGUCAGAGUCUUUGGAGGAGUCUGCAGCAGCUUACACCAAAGCCACAGCCAAGAAGUGCAUCUUAGAGAAAGUUGACGUCAAAACCGGAGAGGAAUCCGAAAGCAAUGUUUUGCAGAUGCAGUGCAAGUUAUAUGUUUUUGAGAAGACGGCUCAGUCGUGGAUAGAGAGAGGUCGAGGUUUGCUGAGGCUCAACGACAUGGCAUCAACAGACGACGGCACGCUACAGUCCCGUCUAGUGAUGAGGACCCAGGGCAGCCUCCGGUUGAUCCUCAACACUAAACUUUGGCCCCAGAUGCAGGUGGACAAGGCCAGCGAGAAGAGUGUACGAAUCACUGCCAUGGACACAGAGGACCAGGGGGUCAAGGUCUUCCUAAUAUCGGGUAGCUCUAAGGACAUAGGUCAGCUGGCUGCAGCGUUACAUCACCGUAUCUUAGCCCUGAAGAGCAGGGCAGAGCAGGAGCCUGAGACCCCAACGACAACCAUCCCCGAUGCCGAGGUACCGCAGUCCAACGAGGACGACAGCGACGAGGAAGACCAUGCCUCUGCCUCAGCUUCAGCCUCCACUCCUGCUACGAGUAAUUCAGAGGGAGGAGAGAACCAGGCAACAGGAAGCACAUAGCGUCACUCUUGGACAGCCUGCUCAGAUGCUGCCGUUGAGGCAUUUUGCUGUAUGCAUCUCCAUGGACAACCCUUGACCAACAUGGGUCCUCCAGACCAGUACUUUUGGAUAUUAGAAGUCUAGCUCCAGGAAAUAACCCCUUGUGCCAGAGUGUUCCACCCAACUCGUGCAGUUCAUCUUCUCUGCAUUCAGCGUAAUAUCUGGAGUCGUUUAUUCCCUCCCUCUCCUGUUUUGUGUUUUAUUUUUGUUUUCGAGUAUUUUUUCCUCUCCCCGAUAGCAAAAAUAAAGACUUCAAAGCUUUGGUUUGGGACUUUUCUGCUCAUCAUAUUGAUGAGUGUAAGGGUGUUUUCCUCUACAUUUUAAAGUAUGGCACAUGUUAAGACUGCAGUUUCUACUUUGGGACCUUUUUACUCACUCUACAGCCGUAUCUCUGGACACCACACAUCCAGAGGAGCUUCAUUCACAGUGUAUCAGUCAUCAGUCACUUGUUCCUCCAUUGAGUCCAACCCUCCUCCUAUCUCCCCCCCCCCCCCUCCAUCCCAACCAGUCUGUGCGUUAGGUUUUGGCAAAUGUAAUUUAUUUUGGAUUGUCCGUUUCAUGAGGCAUCUCAACCCAUAUGUGCGGUUUGUAAUGGCUAGCCAAGACCACUCAAGUUGUCAUUAAUAGCAGUUUCUUAUAUUUCCUAUUGACCUAUAUUAUAAAGAAUAAAAGACUGAAAACAAUGUGGUUUCUGCUAAUGUGAGUUAAUGAUGUCAGGACAAAACAGAAGAAUUCACCUCAAAUAUUUCUCUAAAUUAAUAAGAUGUGUUUGUCAUUCACCUUGUCGGUUUUUUAAUGAUUUUUUUUUUCCAAAUCAAGAAACUUGACUCAUCAGUCUCAUUCUGCAUGUAACUGUUACUUCUUUUUUAUUCUUUUCAGCAUCCCAAAGGUUUACUGUGUUGAUACAUAUUUUUAUUUUGAAAAUAUACAAACAUUUUAUCCAUUUUCCUUUGGAAAAUAUGUUUGAAUGAAGACUUAAGUUGAUGUGUGGAAAAAUUUGAGUGAUAACUCUAAUACCCUUUGAAUGUCAUGUACAUUUGAAUAUAUCAUCAUUUAGUAGCACACCAUGUUUUUCUCAUCUCCUCCAAAUACCCUCUUUACAAAAUAAACCAUUUUGGACUGACA